AUGGCGUCGACAAUGGUGGAAGCGUCCGAGUACGCGCCCAAGUUCGCGCCCUUUAUCGGCAUGGCCGGUAUCGCGGCGGCCAUGGUCUUUGGAUGCAUCGGUGCUGCCUACGGUACAGCCAAGUCGGGUAUCGGAAUCGCCGCCGCCGGUACCUUUAAACCCGAGAUCAUCAUGAAGUGUCUCAUCCCAGUCAUCAUGUCCGGUAUCCUGGCCGUCUACUCUCUCGUCAUCUCGGUCCUCAUCGCCGAAGACCUGGCCCCUCCUUCCGUCAAGAGCUAUAACCUCUUUACUGGCUUCAUGCACCUUGCCUGUGGCCUGGCUGUCGGUCUCACCGGUCUCGCCGCCGGUUACUGCAUCGGCAUCGUCGGCGAUGCUGGUGUCCGCGCAUACAUGGAGCAGUCCCGCAUCUUUGUCGGCAUGGUGCUCAUCCUGAUUUUCGGCGAAGUCCUGGGUCUCUACGGUCUCAUUGUCGCCCUCAUCCUCAACACCAAGAGCAAGGGCUAA
Messenger RNA from Geosmithia morbida, 504 nucleotides. Its product is annotated as V-type H+-transporting ATPase 16kDa proteolipid subunit. The record is from RefSeq and is a predicted model, not a curated record. Gene Ontology annotation, molecular function: proton-transporting ATPase activity, rotational mechanism. Gene Ontology annotation, cellular component: proton-transporting V-type ATPase, V0 domain. NCBI's taxonomy places the organism in Eukaryota, Fungi, Ascomycota, Sordariomycetes, Hypocreales, Bionectriaceae. The transcript is spliced from 6 exons. The coding region runs from base 1 to 504 and encodes 167 amino acids. Gene Ontology annotation, biological process: proton transmembrane transport.